This is a messenger RNA of Sphaeramia orbicularis (orbiculate cardinalfish), 3230 nucleotides long. Its product is annotated as calpain-1 catalytic subunit-like. Gene Ontology annotation, cellular component: cytoplasm. The record is from RefSeq and is a predicted model, not a curated record. The coding region runs from base 518 to 2641 and encodes 707 amino acids. Gene Ontology annotation, molecular function: calcium-dependent cysteine-type endopeptidase activity; calcium ion binding. Gene Ontology annotation, biological process: proteolysis. NCBI's taxonomy places the organism in Eukaryota, Metazoa, Chordata, Actinopteri, Kurtiformes, Apogonidae. The transcript has 23 exons.
AUGAUUAAAAAUGAGUUAACAACAAAUAACAUUUAAAAGAACAAACAAAUGAUAAAAUACCCCAAAUCCUAAUGAAUACUCAAUAUUUAACUGAAUACAUCUGUGAGAAAAUGACUGAAUGUUAAACAUAGGAGCUUGGUUAGCAUUAGCACUAAUGCUAAUAGUCUGUAACAGCUCAUGCUAACGUCGAUGAAUAUGAAAAUGUGUUUGGUCCUAUAAGUAUUUCAUCGUGUCAGACUGUUGCUGUUCAUGAUGACUUGUAAAAUAAAGGUUACAAGAACAAAAACAUGCUGGUGCUGAUGCUGCGGGUUUUGCUCCGCCCCUCCGGUCGGGCGGGGCCCUGGAUACUGCAGCACAACACAGACCAGAGACCGGGAUUAGGAGCAGCAUCAGGACCGGACCAGGACACAGAACAGUGUCAGGACAGGACCAGAACCACGGUAUCAAGACUCGAAGCAGCAUCAGGACCCGGUGCUCGAGUCCCGAUUCUCCUCAUCCAACUGUUUCCUGUCACUGGAUGCAGAACAGAAUGCUCUCAGGUACAGCAGAACGACUCCAGAAGGACCGGCAACAGGCCUCUGGACUGGGUUCAGUCCAGCAGGCCGUUCGGUACCUGAACCAGGACUACAACAACAUAAAGGGGUUGCGUCUGCGAACCGGGACCCUGUUCGAUGACCCCACUUUCCCAGCAGAACCAGCCUCACUGGGCUUCAAAGAACUGGCCCCGGGUUCCGUCAAAACCAGAGGAGUGGAGUGGAAGAGACCACCGGAGCUGGUAGACAACCCUCAGUUUAUUGUGGGUGGAGCCACCAGGACUGACAUCUGCCAGGGAGCUCUAGGUGACUGCUGGCUUUUGGCUGCCAUUGGCUCUCUGACUCUGAAUGAGCAGCUGCUGCAUCGUGUUGUUCCUCAUGGACAGAGUUUCAGUGAUGACGACUAUGCCGGCAUCUUCCACUUCCAGAUCUGGCAGUUUGGUGAGUGGGUGGACGUGGUGAUCGACGACCGGCUACCGGUUAAAGAUGGAGAGCUCCUGUUUGUCCACUCGGCAGAGAAGGCAGAGUUCUGGAGUGCUCUGUUGGAGAAGGCCUACGCCAAGUUGAACGGUUCCUAUGAGGCAUUGUCAGGUGGAAGCACCACUGAAGGUUUUGAGGAUUUCACAGGUGGUGUUGCUGAGAUGUAUGAGUUGAAGAAAGCUCCCAGAGACCUUCACCGCAUCAUCUCCAAAGCUCUGGAACGAGGCUCUCUGCUGGGUUGUUCCAUCGAUAUCACCAGUGCUUUUGACAUGGAGGCAGUCACCUUCAAGAAGCUGGUGAAAGGCCACGCCUACUCAGUCACAGGAAUUCGACAGGUGGAGCACCAAGGGCAACCUCAGCGUCUGAUCCGGAUCAGGAACCCAUGGGGGCAGGUAGAAUGGACCGGAGCUUGGAGCGACAGUUCUUCAGAGUGGGAUUUUGUGGAUCCUGCAGAGAGAGAGGAGCUGCUGCAGAAGAAGGAGGACGGAGAGUUCUGGAUGUCCUUCCAGGAGUUCUUGCGUCAGUUCUCACGGUUGGAGAUCUGUAACUUGACUCCAGAUGCUCUGAGUCAGGAUUCCACUAAGUCAUGGAACACCGUGAUGUUUGAGGGAGGCUGGAGGAGAGGCAGCACAGCCGGAGGCUGCAGGAACCACCCCAACACAUUCUGGAUCAACCCUCAGUAUAAGAUCCACCUCCUGGAGGAGGACGACGACCCUGAGGACGAUGAGGUGGCCUGCAGCUUCCUGGUGGCUCUGAUGCAGAAGGACCGCCGCCGCUUCCGCCACCAUGGACAUGACAUGCAAACCAUUGGAUUUGCCAUCUAUGAGGUUCCAGAUGAGUUCUGUGGACGUCCCAGUGUCCAUAUGAAGAAGGACUUCUUCCUGCGUCACUCAUCCUGCGCUCGCUCUGAGACCUUCAUCAACCUGCGAGAGGUGACCUCAAGGCUCCGCCUCCCGCCGGGGGAAUACCUGAUCAUCCCAUCGACCUUUGAACCCAGUAAAGAGGCAGACUUCAUCCUACGUGUUUUCACUGAGAAACAGUCAGAGACACAGGAAAUGGACGACUGCAUCAUGGUCAAGUUUGAAGACGAGGAGGAUGUCUCAGAGGGCGACAUUGAUGAGUCCUUCAGGUCCAUGUUUGCUCAGCUGUCGGGAGACGACAUGGAGAUCUCUGUGAGGGAACUGAAGACCAUCCUGAACCGAGUCGUGUCCAAACACAGAGACCUGCAGACGGACGGGUUUAGCAUGGAGUCCUGCAGGUCCAUGGUCAGCCUCAUGGAUAAAGAUGGCAGCGCUCGGCUCGGCCUCAUGGAGUUUCAAAUCCUCUGGAAUAAGAUCCGAAAGUGGCUGGGAAUCUUCCGUCAGUUCGAUCUGGAUAAAUCUGGAUGCAUGAAUUCCUAUGAGAUGCGCCUGGCCCUAGAAAACGGAGGUGUCACCUUAAACAACCGUCUGUAUCAGCAACUUGUGGCUCGAUAUGCAGACAACGAGAUCAUUGACUUUGACAACUUCACCUGCUGCCUUAUCAAACUAGAGACGAUGUGCAAGGCCUUCCAGGAGCUCGAUGAACAUCGGACUGAGAUGAUCGAGCUGAACUUCACUGAGUGGCUCUGCCUGACCAUGUGUGGAUGAAGCCUCUGGCAUUAUGAAGCCCCUCCCCUCCAGACCUACCUGACCCGCCAUUAUGUCGCCAUAGAUUAAUUAAUGAUGCACAGCAUUAGACUGAAGCAAACAAACACCAUCACACAUUGAGACUGAUUUAACCCUGAAAUGACUCACAUGUUCAGUGAUAACACGACUCAGUAUCAAACCUGAUCAACAUGUCAAUAUGUCUGAUCAAUGCAACAAAUGAUCAAUAAAACAGUGAUCAAUACAACAUCUGAUCAGAUUUACUCAAAAGAUAAUUAUUAAUUUGGAUUAACUGAUUCAAACAGAAAAAACAAUUAUUUAAUCAAGUGAAAUUAACACAUGAAUGUAUUGAUCCUGUAGUAACCGUUUGUAGUAGUGCUCAGUCUCAUACAGUUAUUUAAUACAUAUAUAUACUCAUAUACUCUGGGCUACAUGUACUUGUGCAUGGUGAGUCCUGCUGCUUCCUCAAGCUGCAGAUAAAGGGCGCUAACGCUAUGCAUGAUGGGGGGGUGAUGCUGACCUUUCACCUCCUGUGUGGGAUGUAUUUGAGGUCAACUCAGUUAAAAAUGAAUAAAGAUAAACAUGAAACUCA